GCGGGGAUCCAUCGAUUGUGGAGUGGGAAGGAAACACGUACCGGCACCUCCUCAUGAUGGCUCUCUGCACGGAUGGCUCAUAUUACGUGAACAGGUCUUUUGCGUCUUGGAAGUAUUGGUCUGACAGUGCGCCAAUUUCCCGCGUGUGGGGCAACUCACGUGAUCGAAAAAGGGAGGGCGUGCGAAGUGGAUUCAUCACUGCAACCAUCGAUGGAAAGAAGGUGAUGCUGCUCACCACGCCGGUGUAUUCUGAGGAGAAGGGAGAGGGUCGGCUGCAUCUUUGGAUGACAGACAAUGCCCGUGUGCACGACGUUGGGCCGGUGUCUCGCGAAGGUGAUGACGCCGCCGCCAGCUCCCUGCUGUACAGAAGCGGCAAGAAGGAGUUGAUUUUACUGUACGAGAAGAAGAGCGGAGAUUCAUACAGUCUUGUGGCCGUGAGCCUGACUGAGCAGCUGGAGCAGAUAAAGAGCGUGGUGAAGGCCUGGAAUGAUGUGGACACCGCACUAAAAAACUGUGCCUCCACUGACACUGUUGACUCGCGGAUAAAGAAUGUUUGUAAAGCUGCUGUUCCCACGGAAGGGCUGGCUGGCUUUUGGUCCAACAGUUUAGAGGGUAAUUUAUGGAAGGACGAGUACCUCGGAGUGAACACAAUGGUGCGUGGUGGGAAUGUGGCAGGCACGGAGGGGGGCGUGAGGUUCCGAGGCGCAGCAGCGCGGGCGAAGUGGCCGGUGGGCAACAAGGGGCAGUUCCACCCGUACUACUUUGUGAACAAUGACUUCACUCUUGUGGCGACGGUGAUGAUUAACGCGGUGCCGAAGACAGAGGGUCGUGUUCCUUUGAUGGGUGUGAGGAUGAAUGACAAUGUCAGCACUGUGCUUGUUGGUCUGUUCUACACGAAGGACAAGAAGUGGGGAGUGACUGUCAACGGAAACUCUCGGGGGUUGCCAGAUAAAGAUGUUACGUGGCAGCCUGGCACAACGUAUCAAGUGGUACUGAAAAGGGAUUGGAAUGAGUUUUAUGUGUACGUUGACAAUAAUGAGCUUAUUCAGGAGCAAGUUUCGCCCUUUGAGUACACCCCACGCGGUGUCUCGGACUUCUACGUUGGCGGCGACGGUGCGAAGGGGACAGGCGAGGUUGACGUGACGGUGGGCAGUGUCCUGCUGUACAACUACGGACUUUAUGCUGAUAGGCUCACGAGCCUCAGUGCCAGCAAAGUCUCACUUCCAACACCGGCUGGUAAGGGGCCACUCACAACGCUGGGGACUGAUGGGAAGAUUGCCUCCAAGCUCAAACCUAGAAAAAAGAAGGUUGGUGACGGUUUGAAGCCUAAAGGACCUCUACCAGAGGAGGCCCAUAAAGGCAAUCACAGUGCUGCUGAGGAGUCGGGGUCUUCGUCGGUUUCGUCAUCGCCAAGGGUGCGCCUGGCUGACGGUGGGCCCGAAUACACCAGCGCGAUUCUUGCGAAGGACGCAUCCAACAUUUCUCUUUCUGGUGACAGCUCCGUUGCUUUCGACAACCUUACACGUGUGAGGCCCGAUUCAGGAAGGGGUGACGGCACGAUGCGUGGGUGUGUGUCUCGGCUCUUUCUGCUGCUAUUGGGGCUAUGGGGCUUUGCAGCCCUGUGCUGA
This is a messenger RNA of Trypanosoma rangeli, 1628 nucleotides long. Its product is annotated as trans-sialidase. Lineage: Eukaryota; Euglenozoa; Kinetoplastea; Trypanosomatida; Trypanosomatidae. The annotation marks the transcript as partial. The transcript has a single exon. Gene Ontology annotation, molecular function: exo-alpha-sialidase activity. The record is from RefSeq and is a predicted model, not a curated record.